GUGUAAGACAUCACACAGCUUCAGUCCGAGCGCCCUUUCUCUACAAUAUCGCUUGGAUAUGGUGUAGUGUUCUUCACGCCCGUCACUCUCGUCCAACCCCCGUCCUCCGUACAAUCCAACUCAUAUCCAAAACACACACCCAUCGCAACUCCUGCACAUACUAAGUUCACGAAAUUAAAAAUAAGCAGAAUGGGAUCAUUCAGCGUUCCAGAUCCUCCAUUUCAUAUGCGAGCCGCGAAGAAGGCGGUCGCCGCUAAGAAACCCUCUUCGAGCGCUUCUGAUACCAACAUGUCCACACGCAAGCGCAAACGGCGCUCUGCUACAAACGAGCCCGUAUAUGAAGGACCAAACGAACAAUCGCCAGCGAGAAAGAAAGUACGAACACUACAGGACGGUUCGUCUUCGGGGAGAGAGGCGACUAACUCGGAUCCUAAACCCGCUUCAACACCACCACGAAUGCAUUCUAAGAAUGACUAUAUCAACGCACCACCGGCUGAUCCUCCGAAACAGCGUGGAUCCACCAGCGCGCCAAACCGUCGGUCGGAACUCGCUCAGUCUGCGCCUCCAAACGCAUGUGGACACACGAUCCAUCCCGCCUAUAGCGACAGUUACGCUAAAGCCAUAUGCCCGAUGUGUCUGGUGGAUGCUUCGAUGCACACGCUCCAGCGUAUCCAGAACAUAAUCAACGCCCAUGAUGGCUUGUCUCAAUGGGGCGAGGCUGCCGACAGCUACUAUGCUCAGUCAGUCUACCGUGUCGCGACAAGGGGAGGGCAGCCUAGGUGGAAAAAUGCUGAUGGUACGGAUGUGUCUUACAGGCACUGCAAGAGAAACCUAGUCAAUCUGGUCAAUGAGCUAGAAGAUCUUUCCAAGAUGGAGUUGGCCUGGGAAGCGAAGCAGUCUCUUGAGAGCAACGACUUUUACGUGGAACAUGUCCGACUCAGGAAGCAACACAGUGCUACAGCUGCACUACACUGGUAUAAAGACACUCAAGACUACGGCUUCAUCGGUCGUGUUGAGGAGGACUGUGAGAUCUUUAGUCGACGACGUGGCCGGCGCUGGACAAUCGUAUGCGAUCCAGAAUUCCCUGACCGAGAUGGCCAUGAACAAGAUCUGGGAUGGAAAUCGCUCACGAAAGCCCAGCAUAAGCUUCUCAAAGGGUCCGAUAUCCCCAAGCCUGUAAGGACCGAUGUCGCAGAGCAACUGCCGAGGCGAAAGCGCCGACGAGAAGACGCAGGCGUUUCAUGGAACGAGAAUGUUUACGUUCGCACAGAUGCUGACGUAGAUGUACUCCGUAAGGCAUCAUGUCCAAUCUCCGAAGAGUUGUCGUCUUCUCCAAAGAAGCCUAAGAUGAGCAUCCUUCGCACGACUCCUCUCGAGAUCGUACUAGAGCCUAUUUUCGCCACACCAAUCGUCUUAAACCCUAUUCACCCACACUACGUCAUCCCGCUGAGCCGCAACGGACCUCCGAGAGACGUUACUAAGAGCUCGAUGGCCCGAAAGAGGAGACGAUCCUACAAGCGGGGACAAUGGGCAGUUCCGGAGGGGAGCGAAAUAAUCGAUACCAGUGGAUAUCGCAAGAACUUUGAAGUCCAUGUUGCGAAUAUGGAGCAACUGCAGAUCGAGGCAGCAAAGAUGGACCGAGAAGACCUUGGCGGAGAUACAGAGACGAAGGACGCUCCUGCCGCUGAUGCGCAGAGAUCGACACCACAUCCGUCGCGGCGGUCACCAAGCCUUGGAGGCCGACUGGUGAAUUGCAUCGCCAACCUUGGGGUCUUCACGUUUGCGGGUUUUGACAGACAUGACCGUGGCGGUGGUGAAACUUCGGCGCCGCAACGAUGCUAGACACGCUAGUCUCCUGGCUUGAUGCCGCUGUCAGGCUGUAACCGUAUAUCGUGCUGACAUGUUGUAAGUCGUUCCCUAUAGAUUGUCUUGGUGUUUCGCACUAACGGUUGUUUCCAAGUUUUACACGAUGGAUGCUUACGUGCUCAGCCCCGACAUGUGACCUGCAGUGCCUUGGCAAAGUGGCAUCUUGCCUUCCAUCA
Molecule: messenger RNA, 2042 nt
Organism: Alternaria rosae
Lineage: Eukaryota; Fungi; Ascomycota; Dothideomycetes; Pleosporales; Pleosporaceae
Exons: 1
Coding region: 190-1842 (550 amino acids)
Source: RefSeq, a predicted model, not a curated record